This is a messenger RNA of Onychostoma macrolepis, 2713 nucleotides long. RefSeq lists its product as uncharacterized. Gene Ontology annotation, biological process: immune response-regulating cell surface receptor signaling pathway. The coding region runs from base 898 to 1569 and encodes 223 amino acids. Lineage: Eukaryota; Metazoa; Chordata; Actinopteri; Cypriniformes; Cyprinidae. The record is from RefSeq and is a predicted model, not a curated record. The transcript has 8 exons. Gene Ontology annotation, molecular function: signaling receptor activity. Gene Ontology annotation, cellular component: plasma membrane.
AUUAUUCUUACUAAGUUCUUAGAAAGUCCAGCCGCUAUCAAUCACAACAAUUACAGAUGAUUAAGCAUAUACAUCAUCAGUUUGUUGUUUUACACAUGCACACAGACACUAUUUCAUAGUUGUGAGAUGCAUAAGAAAUCUUUAGACACAACACAAACCAUAAUCCAUAACAACAAAAGACAAUACUUUAUUCAACCUUUUCUGAUAAGAAGUGUGCGCUGCAAACGCGAGCAUUUCUGACGAUAGUUUCUGUCCAGUCCACUCGUUUUAUCUCGUUUAAACACAGCCGUCGUCGGUUUUUUGUCUGGGAGUGGCAGCAGGUAUGCGUUAAAAUUUCAAAUUGGAGCCUGUACUACAUCGAUUCUUGCAUCCAACAUCACAACAAGAUGAUAUUUUAAGCUCCUUAUGUAGCCGAAUCUGCGCUGGUUUGAAUAGGCCGCCUCCAGUUUUCCCUUUGUUUUGCCUCCAGCUAGCGCGGUGACGUAAUCGUGACGCCCGCGCAAAAAGGAGAAGAGCAAGACGCGUCACGCUCAGACUACACGCGCGCAAAGAUAUUUGACUCUCUGCACACCUGCGUGACCCCCUGCAAAGUUUUUCUUCGAUUGGUUUUGACAGAGGGACAUCUUACCUUUUCAACGGCUAGUAAAGGUCCUUAAUGAAAGGUGUGUUUUGUGUUCCUGCCAAGGUGCUUUACUCACAAUAGCAUUAAUGCUGAGGGAGGUGAUGCCACCACCACUCCAGUUGAUGUUGGAAUAGUGAUUGAGGGACUUGGGAGACAACGCUUCUGCAUGUGCACUCUUAAUGGGUGUCAUAUAUGCAAUGAACCUGAACUGAAAACGUUCUUUAAGGUGCUUCAGAAUCUUCCUCCAGCUGGAUGCUACCAGACUCUCAACCAAGAUGGAUUCAGCAUACCUGAGAAAGAUGGCUUUGAUCCUUUACAUGUUGGUAGUUUUCAUCCUGCAUGUGAGCGCUGAUACACAAGGUCAUGCCCCCAAAUGUCCUUUCUUGAAAGUUCCGAGAGGGACUGUCCAUAAAGUCUUCAUAAACCAGAUUUUCAAGAUCUCCUGCAAUGUGACGUAUUGUGAUGAUCAGAAAAUCAAUGUGACAUGGACUAAAGUAACUUUAGACAAAUGGAUUCCAGUAUCUGAAGCAGAUCAGAUGUCAGCAUCACAGAGCUAUUCACCAUCCGAUCCGAAGAUGUUAACUUCAUAUUUAACUUUUGCAAAUAUAUCAAAGCAUCAUGAAGGCUCUUACAGAUGUGAACUAAAGUUACCACACCUCUCUGUGCAUAGCCAUCAUAUAAAUGUUUCUGUCUCAGAAAGAGACAUCACUGAUAGCAGCUCUGGUUCAUAUCCAUGGUGGCUGCCGUAUCUCUUCAUCUGUCUGGGUGCAGUGAUUCUGGUUAUCUUGAUCCUGUGUAUUAAUGCAUUUAAAAAUUCAAGAAGAAAGAACGCACAGAGAGCGCAGGUUCAGUAUACAGAUCUUCUGAAGCGUGAUGAAUAUGUCUGUGUGCAGUACUCAGAAGAAAUACUGUGGCCCGUCAUGACCACACAUCCGUCUGAACAUUAGCACCUGAACGGUCUGCACUGAAUAUGUUAGAUGGGGUGAUGAAACUUUAUCCUGCAUGAGUGAUGAUUGCUUAAGCAAGCUUCACACCAACACCAAUGUCCCCACUGACCUGAAGCUUUUUGCAAGAAUAUAUACUUGUCUUGUAGUUGAUUAUCCAUUGAUAUUUUUGAAAAAAUGUACAAUAAAAGUUUUUCGAAGGCUUAUAUUUAAAGGUGCUGUAUGUAGGAUUGACACCGAGUGGUUGAACUAGGUAUUGCAGGCCAAAUUCAAAAUAUUGCAGACGGUUUUUUUCACCCGGCCCCUCCUCCUCAGACUUGACGCACACGCAGGUUGCCAGAUUAACAACACCAACAGGAACGAGCGCACAUGCCGAUGAAUACAAUUAAAUACGCUGUGUUUUCCGUCAACUGGCAACCCGCGGUGUCGAAAUACAAUUGGGUAAACUGGCAGUGGGCGGGUUUUACAAACCAUAACAAACACAGACAUUCCGGGCCGGAAUGCACAUUUUCAAAGGAGAAUAACUGACUGUAGAAUUGUUUUUCAGAUAAACAAGUAUGUUAACUUAGCAUGUUUCUUAAAUAUCUGCAAACAUAUUAUGGUAUUUUUAUGCUUUAGUAGAGUCAAAAUCCUACAUACAGCACCUUUAAGAGUGACUCAUUUUCCAUAUUGCCUGGAGCUUGAUCACAUCUAUUAUGAGUUUAGACAAAUGAAAACUUACAUGUAAUGACUGUUGCAUUUGAUAUUCUCCAGAUAUGCUAUAUACCAGGAUAAUUAAUUAUGAAAUGCAAUGAUAUUCUGCAUAAUGAUGUUUCACUUUGGCUUGAUUCACCCUAAUAUAACACUUAAUAAAAACCAGUAGAUGGAGCCAUGCCUCUAAACACUGAUCUUGUCUAUAUAAGCACUUGACUAGAAUUUAAAUAUAAAUGCAUUGCAUCUUUAAAUAAAUACAGUUAUGUUUAGUUUUUGUCCAUGUUUCUGAGCACUUUAUAAGAUAAGCCUUAGGGGAACAUAUAGUGAAGUGGCUUACUCUGUGAAUGUACUUAUAUGGUUACAACUGUAUCACCACAUCCUUUUGUAUUGAUUGCAAAGCUAUAGCCAAUAUUUUAUUAAGACUUUGAAUAUCAUGGCUCGAAAAUUACUCGCA